Messenger RNA from Neurospora tetraspora, 3829 nucleotides. RefSeq names its product NAD(P) transhydrogenase beta subunit-domain-containing protein. Lineage: Eukaryota; Fungi; Ascomycota; Sordariomycetes; Sordariales; Sordariaceae. The record is from RefSeq and is a predicted model, not a curated record. Gene Ontology annotation, cellular component: mitochondrial inner membrane. Gene Ontology annotation, biological process: proton transmembrane transport; NADPH regeneration. Bases 304 to 3690 code for a protein of 1128 amino acids. Gene Ontology annotation, molecular function: NADP binding. The transcript has 5 exons.
GUGUAGCCGACAUCGACUUGCGAAUACCUACCUGUACCCCUGGGCCAGCACGGUACGACUGAACACCGAGCCACGACAGGCGACGACAACACACCAGUCGAGCUCUGCCUUUUUUUCUCCUAGCACCGAGAAGCUAUCUCGACAAAUUUCCUGAGGCUUCUUUCGCAUCUACAACAGCUUCCUACAGAAAUAUCCUCAACAACAUCCUUGAACUACCCGUAUGUUGAACGUGGAAUGAGCAGUUGAGGUUUGGUUCGUCUUGACGGCGAAGCCAUUCCAGUUUCUCGGCCAUUGUAGAUCACCAUGUGGUCGUGGUCGGGUCUCCGGCCAGCUUUGGCCCAGAAUGCUUCCGCAUCUUUGUCUCCAGCAUCUCGCAUCAUUGCGCGCCUUCUUGCUGAUCUCUCCGAAGACUGCAGCCAAACUCCGUCUGUUCGAAUUGGCACCGUCAUAAGCUCCCGUCAAUCAUGGCAUAGCACUUUCCACAAAGAACAACGUCCCGGUUCCGCGUCUCUUGCUCUCACAACUCUCAAAGCCCAGUCCUUGCAAAUCGUCCGUCGUGCUUCGGUUAUCCCAUCCAUUCCGCCUCAGUUGCCGUCCAAGGGCUCCUCAGCAACAUAUUCUACCGAUGCCACCCCUACUCUCCCACCUACUAUCCCCUAUAAGCAGCUUACAGUCGGCGUCCCGCGCGAGACCUACCCCAAUGAACGUCGUGUGGCCUUGACUCCUCAAAAUGUCGCUCUCCUGCUCAAGAAAGGUUUUGGAAAGGUUCUUGUCGAAAAAGGAGCCGGCACCGAAGCCGAGUUUCACGAUUCUGCCUACGUAACAGCCGGUGCAACACUUGUCGAUUCUGCUUCUGAUGUAUGGAGCAACGCCGACAUCGUGCUCAAAGUUCGCGGUCCCAGCGUCGCCGAAGCGGAAUUGCUCAGAAAAGGACAAACCAUCAUUAGCUUCCUUCAGCCAGCUCAGAACAAGCCGCUCGUAGAGAAGCUUGCCUCCCGGAACGCGACUGUUUUUGCCAUGGACAUGAUCCCUCGCAUCUCCAGGGCGCAGGUCUUUGAUGCGUUGAGCAGCAUGGCCAACAUCGCCGGUUACAAAGCAGUUCUGGAAGCCUCCAACGUCUUUGGUCGAUUUCUUACAGGUCAGGUUACAGCUGCUGGAAAGAUCCCUCCUUGCAAAGUCUUGGUCAUUGGUGCUGGCGUCGCUGGCUUGAGCGCCAUUGCCACGGCUAGAAGAAUGGGAGCCAUAGUCCGUGGUUUCGACACUCGUUCCGCCGCUCGUGAGCAGGUUCAGUCACUCGGCGCUGAGUUCAUCGAAGUCGAGCUUCAGGAAGACGGUUCGGGUGCUGGAGGUUACGCCAAGGAAAUGUCGCCAGAGUUCAUCGCAGCCGAAAUGAAACUGUUCACGGAGCAAGCUCAGGAGGUCGACAUUAUCAUCACUACUGCCUUGAUUCCCGGAAAACCUGCGCCCAAGCUCAUUACCAAAGCCAUGGUCGAGAUCAUGAAGCCCGGUUCCGUUAUUGUUGAUCUGGCGGCCGAGGCUGGCGGAAACUGCGCAGUGACCCAGCCCGGAAAACUCAUUAACCACAAGGAUGUCAAAGUCAUCGGUUACACUGAUCUCCCGUCUCGCCUACCUACACAGUCGUCCACUCUAUACUCGAACAACAUCACCAAGUUUUUGCUUUCCAUGGCGCCAAAAGACAAGGAAUACGGCAUCGACCUCCAAGACGAGGUGGUUCGGGGUGCGAUUGUCACUGACAAAGGGAAGAUCCUACCACCGGCACCUCGACCAGCACCACCGCCCGCACUAGCAUCAACCCCGACCGCAGCCAAGGAAGCAGAAGUCGUGGCUCUGACACCGUUCCAGAAGACCUCGCGCGAAGUAGGCCUCGUAACAGGUGGUAUGGGCGCUGCCCUUGCUCUGGGAAAGCUUACUGGACCACUGUUCAUGGGCAACGCCUUUACCUUCGCUUUGGCCUCGCUCAUCGGUUACCGCGUUAUAUGGGGUGUCGUCCCUGCUUUGCACUCACCCUUGAUGAGUGUCACCAAUGCAAUCUCAGGCAUGGUGGGGGUCGGCGGUCUCUUCAUCUUGGGUGGUGGCUACCUCCCUGAGACCAUUCCUCAGGCUUUCGGCGCUGCUUCCGUGCUUCUCGCAUUUGUCAACAUCUCUGGUGGCUUUGUCAUCACCAAACGAAUGCUCGACAUGUUCCGUCGCGCCACUGACCCUCCGGAAUACCCGUGGCUUUACGCUGUUCCUGCCGCUUUGUUCGGCGGUGGCUUCAUUGCCGCUGCGGCUUCAGGUGCAGCCGGUUUAGUCCAGGCCGGCUAUUUGGUUAGUUCCGUGCUUUGCAUCACUUCGCUUUCAUCUCUGGCAUCUCAAGCAACUGCACGCUUGGGAAAUACGCUUGGUAUGCUGGGCGUAGGAUCUGGAGUCCUUGCUUCGCUACUCGCUGCUGGUUUUUCACCCGAGGUCCUUGCACAGUUCGGUGGUCUGGCUGCCAUUGGUGGUAUUUUGGGCUUGCUUAUUGGGAAGCGCAUCACGCCCACUGAUCUUCCACAGACAGUUGCUGCCUUGCACUCUGUGGUGGGUUUAGCCGCUGUGCUUACCAGUAUCGGAAGCGUUAUGGCUGAUGUGGAUCAUAUCACGACUCUUCAUCUCGUUACUGCAUACCUCGGUGUCCUUAUUGGUGGUGUGACUUUUACUGGAUCAAUCGUGGCUUUCAUGAAGCUCUCCGGAAGAAUGUCCUCCAAGCCAACCAUUUUGCCUGGCCGACACCUGAUUAACUCUGGUCUGCUGGCCUCGAAUGUUGCCACCAUGGGUGCCUUUGUCACAUUGGCCCCUGGAUCUCCAGCAAUUGCUGCCGGUGCUCUGGCUGCCAACACUGUUCUCUCGUUUCUCAAGGGCUACACCACAACUGCGGCUAUCGGUGGUGCCGACAUGCCAGUGGUUAUCACAGUUUUGAACGCUUACAGCGGCUUUGCUCUUGUUGCUGAAGGCUUCAUGUUGGAUAACCCGCUGCUGACGACAGUUGGUGCACUCAUAGGUGUAUCGGGUUCCAUCCUCUCGUACAUCAUGUGUGUGGCCAUGAAUCGUUCACUCACCAAUGUACUCUUUGGUGGAAUAUCUGCUCCGACAAUGACAGAGUACAAGAUAGAGGGGAGUGUGACGCAGACCAAUGUCGAAGACACAGCCGAAGCACUAACUAACGCAGAGUCCGUCAUCAUUGUGGUCGGUUACGGCAUGGCUGUAGCCAAAGCGCAGUACGCCAUCUCAGACAUUACCCAGAUGUUGCGCUCCAAGGGCAUCAAAGUGCGCUUCGCCAUUCACCCCGUGGCCGGUCGCAUGCCUGGACAGUGCAAUGUUCUUCUAGCGGAAGCUAGCGUGCCGUAUGACAUUGUCCUGGAGAUGGAUGAGAUCAAUGAUGACUUUGGCGAGACAGACCUUGCGCUUGUCAUCGGCGCGAACGACACUGUCAACCCAAUUGCCCUUGAGCCAGGCAGUCCCAUUGCUGGAAUGCCCGUUUUGCAUGCUUGGAAGAGCAAGCAAGUUGUGGUGAUGAAGAGAGGCUUGGCUAGUGGAUACGCCGACGUACCGAAUCCCAUGUUCUACAUGCCGGGGACAAAGAUGCUCUUCGGAGAUGCAAGAGUCACGACAGAAGCCAUCAAAGCCGCGAUUGAGGCCCGGCUUAAGUGAUGAGGGCGAAGCCCAUCUUUUCUCCUAUCUCUUUCUACCUAUUCCGUACACCUCUUACCUCCUCCUUUCCAGAUGCUUCCUUAUCCUCUUCCCGAAGCAGAAGAGGCUGUCUACAUUAUAGGCAAACCGUUGGAAAGCU